Messenger RNA from Lacerta agilis (Sand lizard), 2103 nucleotides. It is a transcript of the gene TBX4, whose product is annotated as T-box transcription factor 4. NCBI's taxonomy places the organism in Eukaryota, Metazoa, Chordata, Lepidosauria, Squamata, Lacertidae. The coding region runs from base 263 to 1894 and encodes 543 amino acids. The record is from RefSeq and is a predicted model, not a curated record. Gene Ontology annotation, molecular function: RNA polymerase II cis-regulatory region sequence-specific DNA binding; DNA-binding transcription factor activity, RNA polymerase II-specific. Gene Ontology annotation, cellular component: nucleus. Gene Ontology annotation, biological process: cell fate specification; angiogenesis; regulation of transcription by RNA polymerase II. The transcript is spliced from 9 exons.
AAAUUAAAAAGCAGAUUCAUUUUUUAAGGAUCUAGAACCAGAACUGGACUCUUUUUAAAUUAUCAUUUGGUGGUGGUUAUUUUGUAUGUUUGUGCGAGUUUUUUUCUUCUUCUUCGAAGGAUUUGGGAAAGGAAGGGUGAUUCCCCCUCCCCCUUUUUAACAAGGAUGCUGAUCCAUCUUGGAUGCUUUUGAUGAAGCAACAGCAGCGAAACUUCGCCAGACUUCUCGUUCCAGCAGCUUCAAGCCUCGAGCGAUUACUGAAAUGCUCCAGGAGAAAAGUUUGUCUGAGCCGGAGGAUGGAUUUGCUGCACCCCAGGUCCCUGGCCAUUCUGAAACCACCACGAGUUCCCCUGUUCUGGGUGUAGCGGGAGUCAGCAGUACGCCUCUAAACAGCCCUCAGGGUCCAGAUCCAGAGCAGACCAUUGAGAACAUCAAGGUGUACCUGCAUGAGAAAGAACUAUGGAAGAAAUUUCACGAGGCUGGCACAGAAAUGAUCAUUACUAAAGCUGGAAGGAGGAUGUUUCCAAGUUACAAAGUUAAAGUCACUGGGAUGAACCCCAAGACCAAGUACAUCUUGUUGAUUGAUAUUGUUCCUGCAGACGAUCACCGGUACAAAUUCUGCGACAACAAAUGGAUGGUGGCAGGUAAGGCUGAGCCUGCGAUGCCAGGGCGAUUGUAUGUCCACCCAGAUUCACCUGCCACAGGAGCGCACUGGAUGCGCCAGCUGGUGUCAUUUCAGAAGCUAAAGCUCACCAACAACCACCUGGAUCCCUUUGGACAUAUCAUCCUUAAUUCUAUGCACAAAUACCAGCCAAGGCUGCACAUUGUGAAAGCAGAUGAGAACAAUGCAUUUGGCUCCAAGAACACAGCUUUCUGCACUCACGUGUUUCCAGAAACAUCCUUUAUAUCCGUAACAUCCUAUCAGAACCACAAGAUAACUCAACUGAAGAUAGAAAACAACCCGUUUGCCAAGGGCUUUAGAGGCAGUGAUGACAGCGACCUACGUGUGGCAAGAUUACAGAGCAAAGAGUAUCCAGUGAUCUCCAAAAGCAUAAUGAGGCAGAGGUUGGUGUCAACUCACGGCCAGCUUUCCACUAAAUCUGACGUCAACUCGCUCCAUGGGAGCCACCAGGGUCUCCAGCAUUACCAGUAUGAGAAUGGUGCUCACAUGCAGUUUGCAGCAUCAGAUGCCCAAGACCUGCCCCUCAACACCUUCACGGCACAAAGAGAAUCGGGGCUCUUCUAUCACUGCCUGAAGCGGCGAGAGGGUGCCCGGCAUUUGGAUUUACCCUGCAAACGCUCUUAUCUGGACGCCUCCUCUUCUGUCGGGGAAGAGCACUAUUUUCGGUCACCACCUCCGUAUGACCAGCAAAUGCUGAGCCCCUCCUACUGCAGCGACGUGACACCGCGGGAGGCGUGCAUGUACUCCAGCUCCGGUGCUGAAAUUGCAGGUGUCUCAUCAGUAGAAGACUUGCCUCCUCCUCCUCCUCCUCCACCUUUGAGCUGCAAUAUGUGGACCUCAGUUGCACCUUACACCAGCUACAGUGUUCAGACAAUGGAAACUGUCCCCUACCAGCCGUUCCCUGCUCACUUCACAGCUACCACCAUGAUGCCGCGUCUACCCACCAUCACGAACCAGAGUUCCCAGCCGCCGGGCAACAGCCCCUUCACAGUCUACAAUCAGCUUUCACAGUCUCAGGCCCGGGAGAGAGUCCCUGCGCCCUCCUUCCCAAGGGAACGGGUGCACCCUUCAGUGUGCGAGAGGAAGCCCCCCUCUCCCCACUUAGGCGCAGCCAAUGAAUUCCUCUACUCUCAGACCUUCUCGCUGUCCAGGGAAUCUUCUUUACCGUAUCAUUCAGGAAUGGGGACUGUGGACAACUGGCCUGAUGGAUGAUUCCUGCAGCUGGGCAGUGAACCUAAAAAUUACGGUUAAGAGUCAAUGCUCCAGGACAAUGUUAAUUCAGUGUUAAUACCUGUGGGUAACUUGCACUUCCGUGACACUGACAAAAAACAUCGGUGUUUGUGUAGCUGAAGAGCUUGUUUUCUGUUAGGCACAAAAGCAGCUCAGUCUUGGGGGAGGGGGAGGGGGAAAAAACCCAGUUC